AUGUUUGCAUGGCCCCAAUGUCCUCCCCAAUCAUUAAGGAUACCAAACCGUUCCUCCGAUGAUGAUCAACUACAAUUGGAUGAUUCCCGUAUCGUGAAGACUAUAUCAUUGGUACAAUAUAAUUUAGUAAUACUUUUAACCCCAGCUAGGGUGUUAGUAUAUAACAUGAAACCGUUUGCAUUAGUAUCAUCUCAUGAACGUAGUGUUAGCUCUAUACAGGAGUUUGGUGAGAACGUAACUGUGAAACCAUCUAUUCAAUUUGAAAAACCAAUUAAAGGUUUGUUCUCCGAAAGAGAAAGGGAUUCAUUGGUAUGGUUCCAAGGGAAAAUCGUGUUUUAUGUUCAAACUAGUAAUAACUAUCUUUUAACUUAUCAAAUUUUAAAGAAUUCAACUCCAUUUAAUAUAUUCACCGAUUAUGGUGUUACAGGAAUUAAUCCAAAUAAAUUUAAAGGAAAAUUGGAGCAAGAUUAUGAUUACAAUUUAGAUGAUGAAGAUACAUUGAUAGUGUUUGAAAAGGGGAAAAGUUCUAAAGUUAUACAAGAUGGGUACCCUGCUUCAAAAGAUAAGAGUAUAAUUAAACAGAUAUUAAAUACAAACCCUGAAAAUAUUACAGAAUUACCAAUCAAGAAAGUUGAAUUAAGAUUAAAGAUCGUAUUGAAAUUUGAUUCCGAUAUAAUCGACAUUUUAGGCUUUAAGAAAUAUACGAAUGUAGGGGACGGAACCGUCGAAGAACAUUUGUUAAUCUUGUUUCCCCAUGGGUUACAACUAUUAAGUUUGGUAGAUUUUAAAUUAAGGAAAAGUUCUUUGAUUAAAAUGGAGCAUGGUAAAUGUAUCACAGUAUGUGAUGGAAGAGUUACAGUCACUGGAGAAUAUCCAGAUACACAAAUCCCAAUUAUUAAUUCAAUUGAUAUGAAGGAUCUAGAGGUAAAGUCAGUUGCAAUUACACAACAAAAGAAUUUAAUCACAUGUCUUGACAUCGACGGAAGCUUGGUGCUUAUUUUUGAAAAUAAGAUGAUCCAUUUUAAUUUAGAGAUCAAUCAAAUUGAAUACGAAUGCACCUUACUUAACCCAAUCAAACUUUGCAAAAAAAUGGGUAAUGAUUUAAUUUUAAUUUUAACACAAACCAAUAUCCUUCAAAUUUUUACAAAAUAUGGUAACUUGCUGUUUUCCACCGAGUACGAUGAAGACGACAGUCGUAGUUUCCCAAUCUUUAAGUAUACUGAUAUUAUCCAUUUUGAUUUGAGUUUAUUGACUACAACAGAAACAGGUGAAUAUCAAUUAUGGCCCUUAUAUGAACUAAAUAAUGGAUCAUUUACAAAUUUCCGCGUUUGUAAAACACAUAUCCUCAAUAAUAACUGUAACGAGAUCAUACUAUACUCUCCAUCGAAUGAUAGACCUUCAAAUAUUGACUUAUUUCCAACUAUCAAACUGCACACAGAUACUAUCAAUAAUUAUAUCAGUAGUAUAUGUGUUAAUGAAAAUCAAAAAUUAUUGGCUGUUCAUAUUGCAAAUAAGGAUCUAUUACUAGUUCAAAAUAUGGAGACUAAUACAUGGACAAGAUAUGAAGACUUGUUAAUCAUUGAUAUGCAAUGGUUAGGUACAUCCUAUUUAGUAUGUCAUGUUAGAGCUGAUGAUGAUUCAAAUAAGGUUAUAUGUGCUAGAAUCCCAAUGCAAGAAGUUACACCUAAACUUUUCUCUGAUCAUAUUAUUUGGCAAUACGAAAUUCCCGAGACUACUCAGGUAUUUAAUGUAAUUACAAAUACUAUAUCCAAGUAUAGAUUAUUAAAGAUGAGACACAAAGGUGAAUCGAAGGUCAUUAAUAAUAGUGAAUUGAUUUAUAAGACAGGUGAGAUUAUCGUUGUGACCAAUACGGGAUUCAUUGUCUUUGAUAUUAUUUCAAAUAUUGAAGUUGCUGGACUGAAUAUAGUUAAAAAUAUUUAUGAAGUUGGGAAGAUUCAUAUGGUUGAUUUAGAGUUUUUGAGAGAGGUUCGAUGGUUAACAAAUUAUAAAGAUGGCUAUUUCAUUCAAUGCAAAGAUAAAAUGUUCAAGAUGGAAAGAAAAGAACAAGAUAAAUCCUGGAAAACUGAAAAUGUACUGAAUGGGAUUGAAAGAAUCAUUGAUGUUAUUAAGGAAGAAAUAUAUUUGGUUCAAAAGAAAGAUAUGGUUGCAUAUCGCUUUGAAGAACUAUGGGACAGUCAGGAACCUAUGCUAAGAAUACAUGUGGAAGAAGAGCUAUAUCCAAUGUCUGUUACCCCUGAUUCUGCUUCAUUCCGUUCUUUAAAAUGUAUUUUCAAUAAAGAAUUAGCGAAAAUGGUUGUAAAAUAUGAAAUAUAUCUGGAUAAAUUAAUUGUCACUAAAUUACAGACUUCAAAUGCUGAUCUUGAUUCGAUCACAAGGAACUAUUAUGGAUUGAAGCAUUAUAAAUUUGCGUUAGAGAAGAUACUUUCAUUGAAAGUAAUUAAUCAAGAGGAUUUGACAGAUAUCAUAACAUUAGUAAAACUAUGUCACGAUCCGAGCGUACCCUCAAUAGACUCACAAAAUGUAGAUAUGUUAGAGAUCGUCAGCAACUGCCUAAGGAAAAUCGAAGUCAAAUAUUGGAAACAAUUGUUUAUUAGUUUAGAUAUGACCCCUAGAGACCUAUUAGCACUAUGCAUCGAAUGUAAUGAAACCAGAGUAUUAGGUAUAUUAUUACUAGUGUUUUUAAACUAUAACGACGAAGGAGAAGAUAACGAAGGCCAGUUAAUGCAAGAUUUAGCACAGGAUGCAGACAUCACUCAAACACAGAUGGACUCGAUACCGAACAUCUUAAAGGAUCAAGAGAUGAUGUUGCAUAUAUUAAAGAUUCUAGUGACAGGAGCAGCUAGUACACGAGACCGUAAGAAGGCAUCUGACAACUGGGAUAUGUGUUUCCAACUGAUCCGUAUCCUGAAGGCCCUAGAUAAAGAGAAUAAUACGGACUUAGUGAAUAGAGCCAUGGAAAUGCUGUGA
Molecule: messenger RNA, 2988 nt
Organism: Maudiozyma barnettii
Lineage: Eukaryota; Fungi; Ascomycota; Saccharomycetes; Saccharomycetales; Saccharomycetaceae
Gene: RIC1
Product: Ric1p
Exons: 1
Coding region: 1-2988 (995 amino acids)
Biological process (GO): retrograde transport, endosome to Golgi; intracellular protein transport
Cellular component (GO): Ric1-Rgp1 guanyl-nucleotide exchange factor complex; Golgi membrane; cytosol
Source: RefSeq, a predicted model, not a curated record